This is a messenger RNA of Temnothorax curvispinosus, 336 nucleotides long. RefSeq lists its product as uncharacterized. The record is from RefSeq and is a predicted model, not a curated record. The coding region runs from base 1 to 336 and encodes 111 amino acids. The transcript has a single exon. Lineage: Eukaryota; Metazoa; Arthropoda; Insecta; Hymenoptera; Formicidae.
AUGGUAAAUGGAGAUGAAGUCAUCCACUAUCCGAUUGAGUUUCUCAACUCUCUUAACCCUGCAGGAUUGCCUCCACAUAAACUGAGAUUAAAAGUUGGUACCCCGAUAAUGCUGCUUCGGAAUCUUAAACCAUCACGGUUUUGCAGCGGCACUAGACUGCAAGUUAAGCGUCUCAUGCCUUACAUCGUAGAAGCAACCAUUCUGACAGGACCUGCAGCCGGUGAAAUAACAUUAAUUCCAAGAAUACCUAUGGUCCCUACGGAUUUGCCAUUUGCGUUUAAAAGGCUGCAGUUUCCUGUUAGAAUGUGUUUCGCCAUGACGAUUAAUAAGUCCUAA